CCAGAAGCGACACAACUGUAGACUACAUAGCCUACAACCAGACUGGAGAUAGGGUGUGAAGCGAGCCAUAUCAUUCGAUAAAUACUUAAACACAGUAGUUCUCGGAUUAUAUAUUUACUAGAAGCACACACACCUUUGCUCAUACCUCAAAUUGGACGCUAGACUUACACACCCAUGUUCAUAUCUCCAAUUCGUCACGCAACCAGUUGUAGAUCAAUAGCCCUAUCUAUACGUCGCACCAUGUCGGCUACCACAUUUAACGGCGAAGACGUGUACAUACAACUACCACAGAUACGCUUAGGGGCUCGUCGGUUUGGGAAGAAAGACCAUCCUCUGCUGGUGGCAUUGCAUGGGUGGCUGGACAACGCCAGUAGUUUCGAACCCUUGGCCCGAAGACUCAGUGGCGAAUAUGGAUAUCAGGUGCUAGCGGUGGACUGGCCGGGACACGGGCUGUCUGAGCAUAGACCCGGCAUGUACCCUCUCCACUUUACUGACUACAUGCUCGACCUGGACAUGCUGCUAAAGCACCUUGACCACGACAAAGAGUACAGAACUCCCACCGCCAUAAUCGGCCAUUCAAUGGGGGGGUUGAUCUCCAGCGCCUUCUCCGCCACCCACCCCAACCGCGUGAAGAAACUGGUUGUGAUUGAGGCCGUAUCACCAAUGUACGAGAAACCGGGCAAGUCCAAGGCCCGCCUGGUCAGAGCAACCGAGAAGUACGAUGCCUGGUUGCUCAAGAUGCAUAUGCGUGCACUCGCCGGCGAGGAUACCAGCAAGCCGCGUAUUGUAUACGAAUCGGUUGAGGUGGCCGUACAAGCACGGGCCAAGCUGACCGGCAUGGACGCGGAAUGGUGUCGUCUGCUGUGCGAGCGGAACCUCAGUGUGCACGAGGGAGGGGUGGCCUGGCGGUCAGACCCGCGCCUGCGCAUGGAGUCGUUGUACCGGUCCUCUUUCGAGCAUGUGGACAGCCUUAUGACCCAUGUGGAGACCACCACACUCAUGAUUGCGGGCGACAAGGGGUUUGAAGACCUCCGCAAGGCCAUGCCCAAUGCUCGUAGGUGGUACACGAAGCUACAGGAGUGUACAGUCGCCGGGGACCACCACCCGCACCUGUCUAAUGCAACGGAUGUGGCUAAGGCGAUAGCCGACUAUCUGAGUGCAGAGGACUCGGUCGAGGAGAUUCAAUCGUGAGCGGUGCUUUGACUGAGGUCCUCAGGGUACGAGUACGGGGACGCAGAGAUGAUAGGGCAAGAGCAAGGUGUAGGUAGCGUAGGUGCUUCUGAGACCAAACCAUUGGUAGAAGUGGGUGCAAAACAUACCGUAGCUCUAUGUGGGAGACGGUGGCGAAUCGGCGGUAGUCGCACACAGAGCGAUGCGCCUCGUGCCCUGUCCAAUCCCAUGGGGAAAUGGACAGGGCAAAGAACAGUCCUUUUAAACGCCAUCCUAUUGCGUUUAAUAUUGAAGGUUCUGGUACCGUGGGGACACACACACACAGAUUAACGUCGACGGGCGGUAUAGGCGAAUACUAGUCCAGCGCAUUGCGCUGUGGUUGGGAGUAUUGACUCUUGUGUGCGAGAAUCUGGAUAUAGCGUAUAGCGUUAUAGGGCUUAAGGUUUUAGGGUUUUGAGUUUUACAUAGUCAAACUGGACCGUGUGGCAAACACGGGGGAGAGUGUAGUGCAAGCCAUGUGCGUGCUUAUCCGUUCUCAGAGGGGCGGAUGUGAACACAACAAACAAGGGACGGGAGCUAUAUUAACGUAUUCAUACUUCACACGUCCGCCGUCUCCCAUUGCGCGCACAGUGAGGAGAUAGGCGCUCAGACUUCUGAUACAGAGUUGUCUGUAGGUAGGUGGGCAUAUGUGUGUGUGUGCCUUGGGGGAGGGUGUGUGGGGAGGUGUUACGGGCGGAUGCUGUUCGCUUGGUAGGUAGGUAUAGUGCCAUUCGACGUUCAACCGAGUACGGCCAGAGGGGUGGGUGGCGAGUGCCUCGGCCGAUGUAAGGUACUUCUGGUUGGGAAUGAGUUUUGCUGAACUCACACAGCGGCAGACAGAAGGCUAUCCAGAGAAUGUAGAGGACUCUAUUGGAUAUGAGGUAGAUAGGUCACCUAUGGUUGGUUAAGAGAGUUAUUGUGCAGAGACGACAGACUGCCUCGAGGGUGCAUGGCGGAGGGUGUACACAAAUGUGUGGACAAGCAUGUAUGAUGCUCAUACAACUGGUCGAAAUCAUCUACACUGUGGCUAUAGACCACGUACGCGGAGAUGAUGGCAGAGACAGGUAUAGGAUACAGUACAUAUGCCCAUGGGUGCUAUGUCGAUAGGGUGUAUAUAAGGGGGUAGUUGGUUCCUUAUGUGCAAAGGACUUCAAAGUUCUCGUUGUAUGCUGAGAAUCGAUAAAAAUACGAUUUUGAAUAGCCUGUCCAGCGAAAAAUCCGAUGCCGGACCCCAUUGAGUACAAAAGCAAUGUAUGUAGCUAGUAUCGGAGAAAGAAAAAAUAUACGCUCACUGCCGUCGCACCUAUACGUUAGCCAAACCUAACGAUUCCAAGUGGUAUGAUAUCUUAGUGUAACGUAAUGGACUGACAACUUAGUAAAACGUAAACGUCUCCAGAAGGUCGUACACUAUAGCGAAGCGAAGCUGCCCCUUAUACUCUGAUGAGAAGUUGAGGAAGCAUUGACUAGAGUAGCGGGAGA
This is a messenger RNA of Sphaeroforma arctica JP610, 2688 nucleotides long. RefSeq lists its product as hypothetical. Lineage: Eukaryota; Ichthyosporea; Ichthyophonida. Bases 175 to 1191 code for a protein of 338 amino acids. The transcript has 2 exons. The record is from RefSeq and is a predicted model, not a curated record.